AUGGGGAGUCGGGGUACCAUACCCGCCGCCGCCUCUCCCAACUUUUUCUCGUCAAUGAUUUACAAGACCCACCGCGUCGUCGCCCUCGCCUUCCAGUACUCCGACCUCCCCAUGAUCCCCUCCGAAGUAGGCGACGUCUCUUACCUCCAACAGCUUAUCUUCCAGAAGCUCGCCAACCUCUCUGGCCCAAUUCCCCGGUCUUUGACCAAGCUCAAAUCCCUCAAAUACUUGAAUCUCAGCUGGUUGAACCUCACAGGCCCGAUCCCCUCCUUCUUCAGCCAGAUCAAGGGCCUAACCUACCUCGACCUCUCCUACAACAAGCUCACCAGGGAGAUCCUCGACUCGCUGUCCAUCGUCCCAGGCCUAAGCUACAUCCGCCCCGACCGCAACCAGCUCACUGGGAACAUUCCCGCUUCUCUCGCCAACCUCAAGGACAACGUGUACCUCCUCCUCUCCCACAACAACCUCUCCAGCGAGGUCCCGGUGACCUUCGCUGGCGUUGACUUCAGGAAGCUCGACCUGUCCCGGAACAGGCUGCAGGGAGAUGGGUCGCUGCUGUUCGGGGCGAACAAGACAAACAACCACAUCGACAUCUCGAGGAACCUGUUCGAGUUCAACCUGUCAAAGGUGGAGCUGACCCAGAGCAUCACGUGGCUGGACAUUAGCCAUAACAAGAUUUACGGCGCAAUGCCGGAUGUGAUGACGGGUCUGCAGCUGCAGUUCCUGAACGUGUGCUACAACGGGUUCUGCAGGGAGAUUCCGGUGAGAGGGCGGAUGCAGAGCUUCCAUUACUCGGUGUAUUUCCAUAACCGGUGCUUGUGCGGCGCUCCUCUCGAUAGCUGUAAGUGAAUGGCGGUGGUGGGAGGGUGGCUUGAACUGUUCGCGGCCAUUGAUUGAUGACCACCAUCUCACGUCAGUGUUGCAUGGUCUUCGUUGUUCUUCAGUUGGGGGAAGUUGCUGAAGUCAAAGGUUCCGAAGGCGACAAGUUGACUUUUUAGUCUUCGGCCACAUUCGACUCACCACGAGCAUACGUUUC
Rhodamnia argentea is the source of this 1036-nucleotide messenger RNA. Its product is annotated as polygalacturonase inhibitor. The record is from RefSeq and is a predicted model, not a curated record. NCBI's taxonomy places the organism in Eukaryota, Viridiplantae, Streptophyta, Magnoliopsida, Myrtales, Myrtaceae. Gene Ontology annotation, molecular function: protein binding.